Molecule: messenger RNA, 850 nt
Organism: Momordica charantia (bitter melon)
Lineage: Eukaryota; Viridiplantae; Streptophyta; Magnoliopsida; Cucurbitales; Cucurbitaceae
Gene: FHIT
Product: FRAGILE HISTIDINE TRIAD
Molecular function (GO): catalytic activity
Source: RefSeq, a predicted model, not a curated record
CAAAAAUCCCUUCCUUUUGGGAAGAAGAACAAUGCUGAUUUUCGAUAAAGGCAUUUUCCAAUUACUGUUCAUUUGAACCCUUCGCUGAAAAAUUAUGCUGUUUCGUUUUCAAGCAUCAGUUUCAAUUUCAAUCGCCAGUUCCUGUUUCUCGAAUUUUGCUCCAUCAAAACUAGGGUUUCUUUCCAUCUCUUCUUCCCCAACGCAUUCAUUCGCCAAGAUGGCGUCCGACCACUACACCUUUGGGCGAUACAAGAUUCAUCCGAAGGAAGUAUUCUUCUCCACCACUCUCUCUUACGCCAUGGUCAACCUCCGCCCGCUUCUUCCUGGUCACGUGCUUGUCUGCCCAAAGCGUGAAGUUCAGCGCUUUGCCGAUCUCACUGCUGACGAGACUUGUGAUCUAUGGCUGGCUGCUCAGCGGGUUGGUCGUCAACUUGAGUUGUACCAUGAUGCUUCAUCACUCACACUUGCAAUUCAAGAUGGGCCCCAAGCAGGACAAACUGUACCUCAUGUUCACAUUCAUAUUCUCCCAAGGAAGGGUGGUGACUUUGAGAAGAAUGAUGAGAUUUAUGAUGCUCUUGAUGAGAAGGAGAAGGAAUUGAAGCAACACCUUGAUUUGGACAAGGAGAGGAAAGAUMGAGGCCUAGAGGAGAUGGCUCAAGAGGCAGGUGAAUACAGAAAGCUUUUCUUGUAACUUUCCUGUGCUUCUAAUUCUGAUUUUAUAUUAUUUUUGCUUUUGCAAUAUCUUCAGUAUUUUCGAACUAUUCUGUUGUAAUUUAUGACAACAUAAACUACUAAGAACGUGUAACGAACUGACUUUUAAUAUGAUUAUAUAUUUAUAUUUAGGUUUAAA